This is a messenger RNA of Phoenix dactylifera (date palm), 1161 nucleotides long. Its product is annotated as NADPH-dependent aldehyde reductase-like protein, chloroplastic. Gene Ontology annotation, molecular function: oxidoreductase activity. The record is from RefSeq and is a predicted model, not a curated record. NCBI's taxonomy places the organism in Eukaryota, Viridiplantae, Streptophyta, Magnoliopsida, Arecales, Arecaceae.
CCCCGCCUGUUCUAGAUCCCGCUAACUCGGUACAUAUAUUAUUAAAAUAUUUUUUUUUAAAAAAAAAAAUAAAAAUAAGGAAGGUUGGUAGCUUAUAUCCUCUCUUAUAAAUACCCUCGUUGGACGGUGAAGAUGGCUCCCAUUUUUCACAAAAUAAUAUCGCAAGGCGCUUUCGUUCUGCGCACCUGCGUCGUUUGGAAGCACAGAAUUUCCCAAUGGCCGCCGCCCAAGACCCGCCCGUCCUCCCCCUCGACGGCCGCGUGGCCAUCGUCACAGGUGCCUCCCGCGGCAUCGGCCGCGCCAUUGCCAUCCACCUCGCCUCCCUCGGCGCCCGCCUAGUCCUCAACUACGCCUCCUCCUCCCACGCCGACCUCCUCGCCACGGAGCUUAAUUCUUCCUGCUCCUCGUCCGCUCCUCGCACCGUCGCCGUCCGCGCCGACGUCUCCGACCCCGCCAACGUCAAAUCCCUCUUCGACCGGGCGGAGUCCUUCUUCGGCACCGCGGCCCACAUCCUCAUCGCGUGCGCCGGCGUGGUCGACUCCAAGUACCCCUCCCUCGCCGACACCGCCGUCGAGGACUGGGACGCCACCUUCUCCGUCAACGCCCGCGGCGUCUUCCUCUGCUGCCGCGAGGCAGCCAACCGACUCCAGCGGGGUGGCGGCGGGCGGAUCAUCACGGUGUCGUCGUCGCUGGUGGGGUCGCUGAGGCCGGGGUGCGCGGCGUACACGGCGUCGAAGGCAGCGGUGGAGGCGAUGACGAGGAUCUUGGCGAAGGAGCUGAAGGGAACGGGGAUCACGGCCAAUUGCGUGGCGCCAGGUCCGGUGGCGACGGAGCUCUUCUUCGCCGGGAAGAGCGAGGAGGCGGUGAGGAAGGUGGUGGAGGAGUGCCCGCUGGGGCGGCUGGGGGAGCCCAAGGAUAUCGCACCGGUCGUGGGCUUCCUCGCUACGGACGCCGCCGAGUGGGUUAACGGCCAGGUCAUCCGCGCGAACGGUGGCUACGUCUAGGUUAGCAUGGGGACUUCAUAACAUUGACAGUCUUCGCUCGACUUAUAAUUAUUAUUAUUAUUACUUUUGUUCCUCGUGCUGUGAUUUUUUAGUUGCUCUCUGUGGCGUGUUUACUCAUUUUUAGUCGGUAUUUAUUCCUUCGUCCUUUGAGACAUUA